UGACCGCUUUGUUUUGCAGGUCAGAAACACAACACUGAGAGGAGAACAAACAGUACACGGUGUGCUGGGCUUUUAUACACACACCAACUGCGUCGGGAACAAAGACGAGUGUUUUUAUAAAGGGUUCUGCGGUGAAGAGGAGACACACACACAGGAAUAUGCAUUCAGAAAAGAUGUUUAAACAAAGGAGGACGUUUGAACAGAGAGUGGACGACGUGAGGCAGAUCCGAGAGCAGCAUCCCAACAAAAUCCCGGUGAUCAUUGAGAGGUACAAGGGCGAGAAGCAGCUUCCUGUUCUGGACAAAACCAAGUUUCUGGUUCCUGACCACGUCAACAUGAGCGAACUCAUCAAGAUCAUCAGGAGGCGUCUGCAGCUGAACUCGAACCAGGCCUUCUUCCUGCUGGUAAACGGCCACAGCAUGGUCUCCGUGUCUGCCGCCAUUUCCGAGGUGUACGAACGCGAAAGGGACGAGGACGGCUUCCUCUACAUGGUCUACGCCUCUCAGGAGACGUUCGGAGCGGCGCAGUAAACCUCCUCGUCAGGGUUUUCGCUUUCGGACACUGAUACGAUCCCUCGCUCACGUCCUCCUCACUUCCUCCUUCCUCACACAGAAGCAGACGCCAGACACUUCAGGACCGAGACGGACGUCUCUCCCGUCCGUUCCGCCGAGAGCCGGUUUCUGUCUUUCUUCUCAUUGUGAAGGAGACGCUCCUUCUGUUCCUCAACACACUUCAGCUAGCGAUUAGCCUCCGAGCGUCGGCUAGGCUACAGACACACGCGUGUGUUUUACUGUCAGCUUCAUCGACCGUGUGCGUCACGGGUCCGAGUCUGCGUCUGAUCAGAUCUUUUUUUUUUCUUCUUCUUCUUCAUUUUACAGUUUUAUGCUUUAGGCUUGUUGUGUGUGAGUGUUGUCGCUGAUCUAGUUGUAUAGCGCAAGCUCUGAGGUCAGGUUCAGCUCACCGUCUGUGUGAAGAAGCUUCACAUGGUUUUUUUUAAUGCUUUGUUUUUAUUUGUUAUCGCGGCUCUCGGGUUCUGACCCAUCUCUUUAUGGUGAUCUGCGGUCGGACGUCAUAUCAGCGUAUUUUACAGAAGAUUCAUCCGUUUUUACUGCUUUCGGAAAAGAGAAGGGAGCAACUGUGAUGAUAAACUACACACACACACACACACACACACACACACACACACACACACACACACACACGGCUAGACCCCAUCGUUAGAGCUGCAUCGAUCUCAUACUGAUGUAUCCUGUUACACUUUUUCAAGAUUUAACAGUUCUGUGAUGUUUUCCUGGGCGGAGCCAAAGAGGUGAUGUGGCUUUAGGGGCGGAGCUUAACCAGGAAACCGAAAAGAUUUUUUUGGUUUAGAUUUAAUUUACACAGGAACUGCGAAGUAAAAUUCACAGCGUCAGCUUACCGAUCGACCGCUUCGUCAUCGCACAACCUGCUGGUUGCCUUGGUUACAGCGAAAGCUUCCGGUCUCGGACUCGUGACUUACGCGAUGUCAUCACCACCGUACGCCGUUUUGUACAGAGCAUCGACAUCUUCAGUCUGUCUGACGUUUAUUACGAUAUCGUUGAUUUUUUUUUACAUUUUAACUAGUUUUAUCGUAUCGUAUGAUCCGUUAGAUCCGUGAUCCAGUUCCAUCACAUCGUUGCAGCCUCUGCCUCAGAUCCCAGACUCGUCUCGUCUCGUCCUGCCGAAGCUGGGAUGCUUCAGAUGACUAAAAAUAAAUCCAUAUGAGGGCAAAACCAUCAUCAUGUCAAAGAUUUAGCAAAAUAAUAAUAAUAAUAAAAGGGAAGGAGAAGCAGAUGAAGGGAAGGGAGCUGGUUUGUGUUUGGAACACAGCCGACAUCAUCGCCUUUCGUCUCGCACGCUUUUUAGACUUUUAUUAGAGCUUUAUUUACCUUUACAGAUGCAUCCUGUGUGUAUACGUGGCUGUGUGUACACAAGCGUACGACAAAAACACUUUAGAUGCCUUUUAUCUUUUACAUUUAACCUGAAUGUUUUUAUUUAAAAGAAACGUUUCCUUGUAAAAAACAAACAAAAAAAACAACGUUCAUAUGCUGUACUUCUGUGUAAGGAACAAAAACGAAAUAAACAGCUAUUUCUUUGAAA
Messenger RNA from Tachysurus fulvidraco (yellow catfish), 2118 nucleotides. RefSeq names its product microtubule-associated protein 1 light chain 3 beta (gene map1lc3b). The transcript has 4 exons. Gene Ontology annotation, biological process: autophagy of mitochondrion; cellular response to nitrogen starvation; autophagosome assembly. The record is from RefSeq and is a predicted model, not a curated record. Bases 159 to 530 code for a protein of 123 amino acids. Gene Ontology annotation, molecular function: ubiquitin protein ligase binding. Gene Ontology annotation, cellular component: autophagosome; cytosol; autophagosome membrane. NCBI's taxonomy places the organism in Eukaryota, Metazoa, Chordata, Actinopteri, Siluriformes, Bagridae.